GAGGAAAUGGGCUGUAGUGCUUUCUGCCAAACCACCCCCAGCUGCUCCACCAUGGCCUCCUUGAGUGCUCCCAGCCCAGCUGGUGGUACAGCCAGUCUGUAGUGCUUGGGAGGAGGCAGAGAGCCCAGCCCAAACUACCAGAGGGGACAGCUCUGACUGCUAUGGUGUAAGUGCUCUGGAAGAGAGGAGGAGAGGAACAAGGCAGGGCAGAAGGGGUGCCCAGCCUCCCUGUGUGAGAGAGCUGCUUUGUGUCCAGUCAGCCCAGGACAACGUAGCCCCAUCUUCCACAGGGGCCAGGUGCCCCAAGCAGCUGUGAGGGCUGCAGGCAUCCAUUUCCUCAUUGAGGGGCAGGUACCCUGCAGUGAUGGCCAGGCUGCUGGCCAGGACCUGCUGCUUCAAAGCUCUUUCUCAGGCUCCCAGAUGCCCCUCUGGGCUGGUGGCUGCCAGACCCUGGAGCCAUGGGCCUAUCACUGCCUACAUGCCUGAAGCCAUCACCUUCCCCAGAUCCAAGGACCACCAAGAUUUGUACAAGGUGUCAGUGGAGCAGAGUGACAUCUUUUGGGGAGCUCUAGGAAGGAGCCGGCUCACCUGGAUCACCCCUUUCCACUCUGUCCAGGACUGCGACUUGUGCCAGGGCAGAAUCUCCUGGUUCCUGGGUGGGCAGCUGAAUGUGACAGUGAAUUGUCUGGACCGUCACGUCCAUGUAGCCCCAGACAAAGUGGCCUUAAUCUGGGAGAGGGAUGAACCUGGAGAGGAGGUACGGGUGACAUACAGGGAGCUGCUGGAGCUGACGUGCCGCCUGGGAAAUACCUUGAAACGGCAAGGGGUGAAGCAGGGUGACAGGGUGACAAUCUACAUGCCCCCGUGCCCACUGGCAGUGGCUAGCAUGCUGGCCUGUGCCCGCAUCGGGGCCGUGCACGCUGUGGUGUUUGCUGGCUUCAGUGCAGAGUCUCUCGCCGACAGGAUCCAGGAUGCCCAGUCGGAGACGGUGAUUACAGUGAACCAGGGGCUAAGAGGUGGCAAGAUUAUUGAGCUAAAAAAGACAGUGGACCAAGCUGUGAAGAAGUGCCCUGGAGUGAAACGGGUUCUGGUUUCCAUGAGGACCACCAGCAAGGUUCCCAUGACAGCUCUAGAUGUGCCCCUGGAGGAGGAGAUGAUGAAGGAGGAUGCAUGCUGUGAGCCUGCUGUCAUGGACAGUGAAGACAUGUUGUUUCUUCUCUACACAUCAGGCAGUACUGGCAAACCCAAGGGCUUGGUUCAUUCCCAAGCUGGUUACUUGCUGUUUGCUGCUCUAACACACAAGUAUGUGUUCAACUACCAGGACAGAGACAUCUUUGGCUGUGUGGCAGACAUCGGCUGGAUCACGGGACACACCUAUGUGGUCUACGGGCCCCUCUGCAAUGGUGGUACCACUGUCCUUUUUGAGAGCACUCCUGUCUAUCCUAACCCUGGCCGCUACUGGGAAACAGUAGAGAGGUUAAGAAUUAACCAGUUCUACGGGGCGCCCACUGCCAUCCGCCUGCUCCUGAGAUACGGUGAUGAAUGGGUGAAGAAGUAUGACCGCUCUUCUCUUAAACUGCUUGGCUCAGUGGGGGAACCCAUCAACAAGGAGGCGUGGGAAUGGUACUUCCACGUGGUCGGCGAGACACGAUGCCCGGUAGUGGACACUUGGUGGCAAACUGAAACAGGAGGCAUCUGUAUCUCACCCCGUCCUUCUAAUCCUGGGGCUGAAAUCCUUCCAGGCAUGGCUAUGAGACCCUUUUUUGGGAUCAGCCCCUCCCUCUUGGAUGCCAAGGGAAAUGUCCUUCUGGAAAAUGAUGUCUCUGGAGCUCUUUGCAUCUCACAAGCCUGGCCCGGUAUGGCACGAACCAUUUACAACGACCACAAGAGAUUUCUGGAAACUUACCUGACUCGUUAUCCAGGAUUUUUCUUCACUGGGGAUGGUGUGUAUCGUACCAGUGAGGGCUACUACCAGCUAACAGGACGGCUGGACGACAUCAUUAACAUCAGUGGACACCGACUGGGCACUGCAGAGGUGGAAGACAUUGUGACUCACCAUGUGGCAGUGGCAGAGUCUGCUGUCAUUGGCUACCCACAUGAGAUCAAGGGAGAAGGAGCCUAUGUGUUUGUUGUGCUGAAGAAAGACAGUGGCUACACACAGGAGACUCUUGCUGCCGAGCUACAGGAGCUCAUCUCAAAGAAGAUUGCUAAGUACGCAGCUCCAGAUUACGUUCAGGUCACACACCGGCUACCCAAGACACGCUCGGGUAAGAUUAUGCGUCGGGUGCUACGGAAAAUUGUGGAGGACAAGGCCAGUGAGCUUGGGGACCUAACUACCCUGGACGACCAUGAGGCUGUGCAGCAGAUCAUAGAGGGACACAAGCACCUUGUGGAGCAGCAGAAGCGCCACUAGCUUGGCUCUGUCAGCAGCCACCACCUCCUCCUUCACUGCAAAACCAGGGAACCAUCCAGAAAAGCCACUAAGCAAGUGGUGGCCAGUAAGUUCUCAGAUCAUACCUCCACUGCAGUCUUGGAGUGACCUCUCCACAAGAGACCCUCAAAACCUGUUUCCAUACACCCGUGUAGACAGAGGAAAGAACAUGAUUCAUCAUAGGCAGAAGAGUAAGGGGAAGGGAGACAAGCUGUUUCAUUCCAUGAAAGCAGAGAGCAAAAGGCCCUCCUUGAGAUUCCUUGUGCCUUGCAGUAGCUGCAGAGGUAGCAGCAGGCAGGAUGUCCAGCCCUGGACAGGGAUCCUACUCCUACCUCUGCUCUGCUCUUUAGCAAUAGUCUUGUCCAGGACCAUUGCUAACAUACAAAGAUCUCCUGCAAAGCAAACCCCAGAAAGAAAACACACAACAGUUCGGUUAACAAAUAUUGACUUUUCUCCAUAAAAAGUUUGAAAACUGGCCACAGAUUUUAAUACAAAAAUGUUCCUUUCACCUGUAGCCAUGUGAGGAGAGCAGAGACAUGCCCCUUCUCUGUGCUAGCAUUCUCCUCCCCUUGCCUCCUGCUGGAAAACACAAUUCUCAACAGAGCCACGAGGUACAUAAAGCUUCUGCAGAGCUGUGUAUCAAAGACAGAGCUCCUAUCAAGGCAGAGGGCAAAAAAGAAGGCUGCAUUCUAGCCUCACACCAAUGUAUCCCAGACAAAGAGGGGAUAUUGUUUCUACAAGACCCACAAGGCAGCAUCUUCUCUCAUGGAGGCCUAGCAGCUCAGCUCCUGUCUCCCAUGAGAGCCAGGGAGGCAGAAGGAGGCUGGGAGAAGGAUGGCAUAGUUGUAUCUGCUCUUAGCAGAACUCCACACCAUGAGUUCAGACAUACUCUGUGUCUAUCGGCAAAAUCCAGAACUGGUCUUGCACUGUUUGACACAGCUGCUAGCUUGGCAGCUCCAUGUCUGCUAUUGAGAGCUCUUCCACACGUGUAUAGGUUCUAUGGCUGGCCAAACAAGGGCAUGCUUUUCAGUGUUCUUCCUCAGAGGGGAGUCGCUUCUUCUCACAUCGAGUAAGCUCCCAUCUUCCCUCCCCAUGAAGCUUCAAAAUCCAGCUGUGGAACUGCAAUUCAAUAGCACAACAUUGAGGCAUGUCUCUACAAGGGCAUGGUCCACCCACAGUGAGGUCCUCCAGCCUUAGUCACGCCCCUCUGCUCGCCAGAGACCCGCUCUACUUCACCAGCACGAGGGAGGCAUGGAACACUGCCUCCCUGUCUCACCUUUUCCAGGCUGGGUCUGUGUCCCACACUGAUCAGUGUCAUCCCCAGCUGAAGGCACACACGGUACAGUUCAUGUUCCACCUCUUCUGUCAAGGCGCUGGUGGCUUCAUCUAACACUGAAACAGAAGUCAUAAGCCCCACAAAUCCUCUCCCAACCAGACAUCUGCAGGCAAGAGCAGCAACUCCCAAGAGCAUUUCACAUAUUAACUGGAGUUCACCAAGAGCAUCUGCAGAAGGCAAGUGAGGAGAAACCUAAAGACUCUGGUAUUCCUCUGGCAUAACUGGUGUCAGGCAACUAGGAAAGCUGUCCUUCCCCUCAACUACUUGAAUCCAUCCAAACCACACCGUUCACCUCACUCCUCCCUCAACAGCUGCCAGCCACUGCCUCAUCCUCAUCAUGGCAAAAGCCAAGACAUGACCUUCUCCAGGCAGACCACAUGCCAGAGUACCAGGCUGAACAACAAGUCAGUGUACUCUUCCAGCACAGACUCUACAUGGAGCAUGUAGGAUGGCCUGUGGCACCUUCCUGACUAUUAAGGGUAAAUACUACAGACCUGGAGCAAAUAAAUUCAAAUAAUCUCUACAGCUUUUAGUUUGCAAUCCACAGGUUCCAUCUGCCCAGACAUCACUGAGCUGUGCCACAGGCUUCAGGUGAAAGAGAGGUACUUACAUGUAGCUACCUGCUACCAAAACUGGCUCUGUUCACCCACCUCCAACCUGGCUUUCAUGGCAAGUCCUCCAACAGCUCAAGCCCCCAGCAGAGCCUAAGGAAUUCUUUUGCUACAUUUUUGCUUCUUUUGCUACAUCAGGGCUAAACCUUCCAUAUUGUCCCAAAACGAUACGGCCAUUCAUGAGCUUCAGAUAUGACAGCUGCUGCCACAUUCCCUAACACAUGCACUUCUUUAAAUGGCAACUGGUGAGCAGGCUGACAGAGUUCUUCUGGUGCCAUUGGACAUGGACCAUGAACAUUAAUCAUCAGUUCCCCAAGAAGAAAAUGCCUUAUGUACAGCCUCUUGAUAUACCACCCUCCACACAAAUAAUGAAACGUUUUCACGUUUCACAAAUGAA
Molecule: messenger RNA, 4775 nt
Organism: Hirundo rustica (Barn swallow)
Lineage: Eukaryota; Metazoa; Chordata; Aves; Passeriformes; Hirundinidae
Product: acetyl-coenzyme A synthetase 2-like, mitochondrial
Exons: 15
Coding region: 365-2413 (682 amino acids)
Cellular component (GO): mitochondrion
Molecular function (GO): AMP binding; acetyl-CoA synthetase activity
Source: RefSeq, a predicted model, not a curated record